AAAAUAAGCUGCUGGAGGCAUAGGGGUGCCCACACUUCCUUGGCUUCCAGUUGUGAGUGCCUCAUCUUCCCAGAAAGCUUUCCAAGAUGAUUGAACCCUUCUUAGGAACCUGGAAACUGGUCUCCAGCGAAAACUUCGAGGAUUACAUGAAAGAACUGGGAGUGGAUUUUGCAGCCAGAAAUGCCGCAGGUCUAGUAAAGCCAAGUGUUAGUAUUAGUCUCAAUGGGGAAAAGGUGACCAUCCAAACAGAAAGUUCUUUCAAGAACACAGAGAUCUCCUUCAAGCUGGGGGAACAGUUUGAUGAGACCACUGCAGACAGCCGGAAAGUGAAGAGCAUUGUAACAUUACAAGGUGGGUCAAUGAUCCAGGUCCAAAAAUGGCUCGGCAAAGAGACAACAAUCAAAAGAAAAAUUGUGGAGGGAAAAAUGAUAGUGGAAUGCACCAUGAACAAUGUUGUCAGCACCAGGACCUAUGAGAAGGCUUGAAGGAAGGGUAGACACCAGCGAGAGCUUGGCCACUGCUGAAGAAAAUUAGUCUCAGGGAUAGUGAUUGAAAACAUUUUCAGCAUCAAUUUUGCUCAAUAAAAGCACUAACUGUAA
Molecule: messenger RNA, 599 nt
Organism: Peromyscus leucopus (white-footed mouse)
Lineage: Eukaryota; Metazoa; Chordata; Mammalia; Rodentia; Cricetidae
Gene: Fabp9
Product: fatty acid binding protein 9
Exons: 4
Coding region: 87-485 (132 amino acids)
Biological process (GO): fatty acid transport
Cellular component (GO): nucleus; cytosol
Molecular function (GO): fatty acid binding
Source: RefSeq, a predicted model, not a curated record